This is a messenger RNA of Chelmon rostratus (copperband butterflyfish), 4677 nucleotides long. RefSeq names its product mitogen-activated protein kinase-binding protein 1-like. Lineage: Eukaryota; Metazoa; Chordata; Actinopteri; Chaetodontiformes; Chaetodontidae. Gene Ontology annotation, molecular function: protein binding. The transcript is spliced from 33 exons. Bases 1 to 4617 code for a protein of 1538 amino acids. The record is from RefSeq and is a predicted model, not a curated record.
AUGCCUGCAGACGGAUUCACGAUUAAAAGUCGCAUCAGGAAUUUGCUGCGCUCUCCGACAACCAGACACAAGAAGAACAGGGGAGAGAACCUCAGCAGCAAGGUGAGUUUGGAGAGGGUUCUAGGAAUCACUGCUUCAGGGAACAGCGGUCUGGCCUGUGACCCCCGAUCUGGACUAGUUGCCUAUCCUGCAGGGUGUGUGGUCGUCUUGCUGAACCCCAAGAAGAACAGGCAGCACCACAUUAUCACUUCAAGGAAGACCAUCACAGCUCUAUCCUUCUCUCCUGAUGGCAAGUACCUGGUCACUGGAGAGAGCGGCCACCGGCCAGCGGUGAGACUGUGGGACGUGGCCGAAAGAAGACAGGUGGCCGAGCUACAGACGCACAAAUAUGGCGUCUCCUGCGUGGCGGUCUCCCCCAACAACAAAUACAUUGUCAGUGUGGGAAACCAGCAUGACAUGAUUGUCAGCGUCUGGGCUUGGAAGAAAGAUGUAGUGGUCGCUGCUAACAAGGUGUCCAGUAAGGUGACAGGUGUGUCUUUCUCUGAGGACAGCUCCUACUUUGUAACUGUCGGGAACAGACACAUCAAAUUCUGGUAUCUGGACCACUGCAAGGCCAGCAAGGCCAGUGCCCCCGUCCCCCUGCUGGGCCGCUCGGGGCUGCUGGGAGAGCUGAGGAACAACUUCUUCUGUGACGUGGCCUGUGGACGGGGCUCCACAUCUGACUCCACCUUCUGCAUUACCUCCUCUGGCCUGCUGUGUGAGUUCAACAGCAAGAGGAUGCUGGACAAGUGGGUGGACCUACGGACGGGCGUGGCCCAGUCUCUGUCUCUGUCUGAGGACAUGAUCUUCUGCGGCUGUGCCGAUGGAACGGUGCGAGCCUUCAGCCCCGUUGACCUGCACUUCGUCUGUACGCUGCCGCGGCCGCACCCCCUUGGCUCUGACGUCUCUGCUGUCACCGAGGCCAGCCACCUAUUUUCCACCAAGACGGACGCCCGUUACCCAGAUGCCAUUGCUGUUACCUACGACCCCGUCAGCCGCUGGCUGAGCUGUGUGUAUAAUGACCACAGUCUGUACGUGUGGGAUGUGCGAGAUGUCAACAGGGUGGGGAAGGUGCACUCUGCCCUCUUCCAUGCUGCCUGUGUCGGGGACCUGGAGAUGUUCCCAGAUGUUCCUGGGGGAGUGGGUGCUGCUCUGUCAUCGGGUGCAUUUCUUAGCUGCUCAGCCGAUAACACCAUCAGACUGUGGCGCAUGGACGAUUGGGCACAUUCUCAGAACAUCCUCAGCCGUGAUCUCCUGAAUAUAAUCUACAUAGAUGGAAACACUAGUGCCUUGCUGGAUCCAGAAUGUACGACAUCUGUGCAUGCAGACAAACCAGGAGAUGGACAGACAGCAGAAAGUAGGACUGGCAUCAGGACCAUCUGCAUUAGUCCAGAUGGCAAACACUUGGCAUCUGGAGAUCGCAACGGGAUGCUGAGGGUUCAUGACCUCAGCAGCAUGGAGGAGAUUCUGAAAGUGGAGGCACAUGAUGCUGAGAUCCUCUGUCUUGAAUACAGCAAACCAGAAACUGGUCUGAAGCUGCUGGCCACAGCUAGCAGGGACCGUCUGAUCCAUGUCUUGGACGCUGAGGAUGACUACAGUCUGGUGCAGACACUCGACGAGCACUCUUCAUCCAUAACAGCCGUGCGCUUUGCUGCCAAUGACAACAAGGUGAGGAUGAUCAGCUGUGGGGCAGACAAGAGCAUCUAUUUUCGCACGGCACACAAGACUGACAGAGGAACAGAGUUCAAGCGUUCCCACCACAUGGUGAGGAAGACCACACUGUACGACAUGGGCGUAGACCCCACCUGCAAGUAUGCUGCUGUUGGCUGUCAGGACCGCUGCAUCAGGAUUUUCAACAUCAGCAGCGGCAAACAGAAGAAACUCUACAAGGGAUCCCUGAGUGAGGAUGGCAGUCUGUUCAGGGUACAGCUUGAUCCGUCAGGUCAAUACGUGGCCACCAGCUGCUCCGAUAAAAACAUCAGCAUCUUUGACUUCUACACUGGGGAGUGUGUGGCCACUAUGUUUGGACACUCCGAGAUUGUCACUGGGAUGAAGUUUACCAACGACUGCAAGCAUUUGAUUUCUGUGUCAGGGGACAGCUGUAUCUUUGUGUGGCGACUGGCUCCAGAACUGACAAUCAGCAUGAGAGAGAGGCUCUGCCAGCUCCGACAAAACCCAAACGCACCACCGUGCAAGACCUCCAGUCUCAGGCGAGAGGUGCACAGUGCCCCCACUCUGGGUGGUCUGUCUUCUGACAGCGACCGUGAGCCCGAGGAGGAGGACGGAGCAGAGAACGAUGACCCCAACGACCCAGAGGACAACGCAACCAAUACCUCCUCUGACAGCAGCCAUGGCGAGGAGGACACAGGUGGCUCAGAUGAAGGACAGGACUGGGAGCUGACAAAGCAUGGACUCGUUGGCCAGGUCUCUCCUGACUCCUCUAAGCGCCCUCGAAGGCGCUGGUCUCACCGCAUGGGCUCUCUGGAGGUGAUGGUUAAAUCCAUGAUGGACCUGAGGCAGCUGGAGACCUUUGCUCACAAGAAAAACCCCAACUGCCCCCCUCAUGACAGAGAGAGACAGAGCACGUCCAGCCUCCAGGAGCCCAUGCUUCAGUUGGAGGAGAGAGCCAAGAGGCAUCGGCCCUGGCCGCACACUGACUGGCUGUCCUCACACCCAUCCAAGGGCAUCAGGGGGGCCGACGGAGCCGUGCUGUACCCCGAGGAGAACGAGGACGCCACAAGUCUACGGGGCAGUGAUUACAUGGUGAAGGAGCAGCACUGCAGGAUGCAAGGGCGAGGGAUCCGCAGCGAGAGCCAGGAAAGCCGCAGCCCAGACAGCGCUUGCUCUCUGGGCUACGACAGCAGGGAGUCCAGCCCGGAUCGUGUCCUGGAGGAUUCUGCAGAUGUGGAGUCCCUGGGGCAGGACAGCUCUGCUGAGGAGAAUGAAGAGGGGGAGGAAGAUGAGCAAAAGGCAGAAGUGACGAGUAUGGACGAGGCUUUGAGGACAGUGACUGGCGCUGCUGACCGCAGUCCAGAAGAUUUCCUGAAGCAGAACUUUGAGAUGCUGGCAGAAAGCUGCAGCAUGGCUGAGCAGAGCAGAGUCCCUAGGCUCAGUAUGUCUUCACGCUUCCUGGCCAGAGGACAUAAUAACAGGGCUUUGUCUCCAUUUGCCAGGGUGCAUGGAAAGGAACAAGGCAGUCUCUCCGCUAAGCCCCCUGUGUCAAAAGUACGACCAUUGAUGGAAGAUAGCAUGGAGGACAAGACCCCUGCAUCCCCCGGCAGGAGCGAGAGGCUUAACAGGAUUGAUGCUCCAGAGAGAGACUGCACUCCUACCCAUAGACCCCUGAAGAAGAAGACGUCAGGGUCCCACCUGUGGAGGUUGUCCAACCCUCCAUCCAAAGCGACGUGUUUACAGAAAUCACACUCUGCCCAGAACCUGGCCUCGGACUCUCCUCACUCAUCUGUGCCCUCUAGUGACCAAAGGGAGUUGUGCAAGAGACCUCAGCUGCUUUUCCUGGAUCACGACGCUUCCAGGCCGUCCUUCCACUUUUCUUCACCCUCUUCUGGCUCCCCACAGUCCCCCCAGUCCCCCCUGCCCUGGGAGAGCCCCAGACUCAAGCCCCAGCACUCCUACAUGAACCCCACCGCCAGCUCCAUGGCAAAAAGCAGCCGCUCCUCCUCGCUGGGAGAGGGCAUCCAGAUGCGCACUCCGCCCUGCUCUCCCUCCUUCCACAAGAGCAGGAGGUCGUGUGGGGAGCUGGAGGGUGAUCCUCCCCUGCUCACAUCUUCUCCAGUCGCUGCUGCCCCCUCUGCUGUCUCAUCAGCAUCCUCCCUCUCAUUGCGUCCUCUGUCGAACAGUCCCUCCCCGACUCCUCCCCACCCUACAGCUACAGUUUCACCCACUCCUUCUACCCAGAACAUCCCACCCUCUCGCAUCCCACUCCCCAGACAGCCUCUCAGCCCUCGCCGCAGCCUCUGCCUGGAGGGGAUGCCGAGCUCAAGUUGGUCUGGAGGCCCGGCGAGGGAUUCUACUCCGACCAUAGAUCCUGGAUGUGAUGUUACACCUACUCCAGGAAGGCAAGCUCUGGUGAGGCACCUGUCUUUGGAUCCUUCUUUGCCAAGUUCACUACCAGUGAAGCAGAAGAGAGGCUCAGACUCAGAGAGUGUCAAGGAGCCAGGCCAGGUGGCUGUAGCCAAAGAGUGCCCUCUGGUGCCUGAACAGGCCCCAACAUCGAGCGCUGACCCACAGCCAGAUCACUCUAUCACCUUGGAAACUUGUAGGCAGACUGUUACUGAGCUUCACAACAGUCUGAGGAAAACCGUUGUGCUCUACAAAACGGGGCUUCAGAGCAGCCAGCAGCCCAGUGAAGAUCAAAAAGAAAUGAAGAGCAUCCUGUCUGAGACCCUGUUGACAGUCAAGGCUGAGCUGGAUUCGCUGCCUCACCCCACCUCGCAGUGCGAAGGGCCCCGAGUGGACCAAGAGGUCAAAGGUGAGGGAGAGAAGGCCCUGGCUCUGCUGGAGCAGUACGCUGAGCUGCUGCUGAAGUCUGUGGAGAAGAGACUAGAUACCAAGACUUGAGGAGAUGGACUGAUGUUUGCUAUGUGUAUGGAUGCACAUAUGCUCAUGGAGCCAGACACA